UCCUCCACCCCCCCUCCAUAUUUCUCUCUAAUUGCAAUCGUUCAAGAUCCUCACGAAACCUUGCCGUUCUUGCUACAGAUUUUAUUUCUUUCUCUCUGGUUUUCUGAACAAUCACCAGCGACCCAUUAUUGUUCUCUGAGAAUCCAUGGCUGCGCCUUCAAACAAAUCUUCUUCUACACCAACAAUUUCAAACCGAGCCAAUUUCAAUUCAAGAAACUCAGAACUUAGCAACCCCAUGAGAAGGAGUUUCAGUGGGAGCCCAUUUACGAAACCCUCAAUUGUUGCAAACCCGAGAGGCUUCAAUCCGAAUACUCCGGCUAAUAGCCCUUCAGAUUUUUCUCGAAGAAACUCUAUGGGGAGUCACGAGGACAAAGAAAAUACAAAAGACCAGAAUCCAACUCCGGGAAAAGUCCGAUCACCGGCGGCUUCUUCUAGGGGCGGAAAGAAUUUCAUGUCCCCAACGAUCUCAGCGGUUUCCAAGAUUGCCGCGUCUCCAAGAAAGAAGAUACUGGCUGAUAGGAACGAGCCAGCUCGGACUUCUGUUUCGCUCUCCAACGAAAAACCAUUCCGGUCGGUGAGAUUCUCCGAUGUAGUGGAACAUAUUGAUGAUGAUGCAAAGGCUGAUGCUGGUUUGCAAGAGAACAACAAGAUUGAGGCCUCCGAUGAUGACAAGGAGGGAAAUUUUACGGCUUCUUUUACUUCGGAAGCAUUGAGAUGUGAGGAGGUCCUUGAUCCAGAGACUGACACCGACGAACCGGCGACUGUCACCGACGACCCAGAUUGUGUUAAUCUUGACCCGACGUUCAAAAUUAGUCCAACUUCUUCGUGUUCGUGGUCGUGUCCGACGUCCACCUUAGCGCCUCUUGAUGCAGACCCUUCAAUGCCUCCCUAUGAUCCCAAAACCAAUUUCCUCUCUCCGAGGCCUCAGUUUCUUCAUUACAGACCAAAUCCUCGAGUUGAGAACUAUCUCAACGAGGAAAGUGAUGGCAGGCGACUCGAGGAAAGCUUUUCCGACACUGAAGUUACAGAAGAGACCCAGUCCGAGGAUUCCCAGAAAGAAAACGACGAUGUUUCUUCAGGUGAAAUGGUAGAAGAAGAACAAGAAGAAGAGGUCCUUGUGUUGGGUGAGGAUGUUUCUGAGCCAACCCCCAUUAGUACUCAAUUGCCAAAGGAGACUGUUGAAGCAAAAGAGAAAUCUAAGCCACAGUUCUUUACGAGAUCAAAGUUCAUUGUGCUGCUUUUGAUUCUCUCACUAGCUGGUUUAUCAGUCUCAGUUACAAAGUCUCCAGUCAUUGCUCCCUCUGUGCUUAAAGAGUCCAGCUUUUUUGAGAUUUAUGAUUCAUCUGGAAUUGCUGAAUCAGCAAAAGCAAAUUUGGAUGGCUUAGCUAGAAAUUUUUGGCUGUGGUAUGCUAAUUCUAUCUCCUUUGUCUCGGAGCUGAUGCCAAAUUUCAGUGGAGUGCCUAUUUCGGUUCCCCUGCAUUAUUGUAACUUGACUGCUUUGUCAGUGGAUAUACCCCUUGAUGGGUACCUUAUGUUUGAUCAAAGUCAUAAAGAAAAUGUUCAUAUUGAACCGCUAGAAGAGGAGGGUCCGCCUGAGCUUGAAGUGGAUGAGGACAUUGGUGAGGCUUUUGAAGGAUUUGAUUACCCAGAAUAUGAAGGACAAGCAAGCCAAGAAGAGAUUGAAGAGAUUUCAGAAUCAGAGGAAGUGCUCCUUCAGGCUCAAGAGGCUGAGGUUAUUUCAGAAUCAGAGCAAGUGCUUCUUCAGGCUCAAGAGGCUGAGGUUAUUUCAGAAUCAGAGGAAGUGCUUCUUCAGGCUCAAGAGGCUGAGGUUAUUUCAGAAUCGGAGGAAGUGCUUCUUCAGGCUCAAGAGGCUGAGGUUAUUUCAGAAUCUGGGGAAGUGCUUCAUGCUCUUGAGGCUGAGGUUAUUCAAGCAGAUAAUUUAGAAGUGAAGACGACCCAGGAAGAAGUUGUUCUUGCUGAUAAUGUAAACUCCCAGGAACAGCCAGUUAUGGUUUCAAAGGGUGAAGAAAUUCAAUCUGAAGUUUCAAAUGAGAUGAUUUCAUUUGAUAAAAUGGAGUCUGUCAAAGUAGAUGAGAAGAAUCCUGAAAGCUCAGAAUUGGAUGAUGAUUCAGCAGAGAAUCAACAGAGUUCAGAAGUUGGGGAGUCUUCAAUCAAUGGGACAACAGAUAAUAAGAUUUUUAGAGAGACUGUGCUGGGAAUUGCUUUGUUGGUUUUGGCCUUUAUUGCAGCUACAGGUUUCAUCUACAUGAAGAAAGGCAAACAAAGCACAACCCCAAGUGCUGCAAUCAAUGUAGAGCAACCACUGUUGACAAAGAAAUUUGAUUCCAGUCCAAUGUCAGUGAGCAUUGAGCAUAAUUUCCACGAGAGACGACCAUCUUGGCCGACCGAGGUGGACAUGGUUGGAGAAUCAUGUCCUUCGGAAAUGAGCAGCUUUGAGAGGAGCAUCUCUUACAGCAAGAAAGAACUGAAAGGAGGGGGGUCAAGUGAAGCUCAGAGCUUUGAGAGGAGCACCUCUUACAGCAAGAAAGAACUGAAGGGGUCAAAUGAAGCUCAGAGCCAGGAGAGGAGGAAGCCCAGAAAUAACUAUAAGAGGGAAUCACUUGCCCCUUCUUCCUCAGAGUUCUCCAUGGGUUCUCCUUCUUAUGGAAGUUUUACCACUUAUGAGAUGGUUCCAAGCAAGCAUGGACAUGGAGACGAAGAGAAUACUAUUAUUACUCCAGUAAGGCGCUCAAGUAGAAUCAGAAAGCAAGUCACUUCUCCAUGAUGACCAGACUACUAGUUUUGUAUUAUUUUGUGCUCUCCAUUGUGUAGCUGCACGCAAUCCUAUUGUGAAUUUAGCCACUAAUUAGUAGCUUUUUCUAGUUUGAUUGGUUGUAAAACUGACAUUUUAACCUCUACUGAUCAGUAGCUUUUCUGUUUCUAAUUCAAGAUCCUUCUGAUUUUGAGCCUAGUAAAAUAUUGCCUUGAUUGCCUCUGUCAAUCUCAACAGAUUGUUCUU
Molecule: messenger RNA, 3019 nt
Organism: Corylus avellana
Lineage: Eukaryota; Viridiplantae; Streptophyta; Magnoliopsida; Fagales; Betulaceae
Source: RefSeq, a predicted model, not a curated record